AUGGUUCACUACUCCCGCAAGCCCCAGGUGUCGUCAAAGAGCGCAAAGGCGAAGGUCAGUGAUCUUCGUUGCCACUACAAGAACACAUUUGAGACUGCCAAUGUGAUCAAUGGCAUGCCUCUUCGCAAGGCACAACAACUCUACCGCCAAGUUCUUGCCAAGACCCGUUGCAUUCCCUUCAAGCGCUACAAUGGUAAGACCGGACGCACCGGACAGGCGAAGGAAUGGGGCCAGACAAAGGGCCGCUGGCCACGCAAGUCGGUUGUGGCGAUGCUCUCGCUGCUGAAGAACGCAGAGGCGAACGCCAUUGAGAAGGGUCUUGACCCCAACAAGAUGGUGAUUAAGCACGUGCAGGUGGAUCAGGCCGCCCGCAUGCGUCGCCGCACGUUCCGUGCUCAUGGUCGUAUUACACCGUACAUGUGCAGUCCAUGCCACGUACAACUGUUCAUGACCCAGCCUCAGGAGCGCAUUCCUGUGCCGAAGAGUCAGCCAAAGAAGUGA
Molecule: messenger RNA, 501 nt
Organism: Trypanosoma theileri
Lineage: Eukaryota; Euglenozoa; Kinetoplastea; Trypanosomatida; Trypanosomatidae
Product: 60S ribosomal protein L17
Exons: 1
Coding region: 1-501 (166 amino acids)
Biological process (GO): cytoplasmic translation
Cellular component (GO): cytosolic large ribosomal subunit; ribosome
Molecular function (GO): structural constituent of ribosome
Source: RefSeq, a predicted model, not a curated record